Carica papaya (papaya) is the source of this 3126-nucleotide messenger RNA. RefSeq names its product Tetratricopeptide repeat (TPR)-like superfamily protein. NCBI's taxonomy places the organism in Eukaryota, Viridiplantae, Streptophyta, Magnoliopsida, Brassicales, Caricaceae. The record is from RefSeq and is a predicted model, not a curated record. Gene Ontology annotation, molecular function: protein binding.
AAGAAAAAAAAAAAAACAAAACUAGACUGAACUAAACUAAACUAAACUAAAAGUUGCAGAAGAAGAUGAAAGAUCAUCCUCAGUUUCUGUUGGAUUGUUCUCUUUGCUGAAGUCCUGCCCGCUCACCUAGCCCCACUGAUGCUACUUCUUUGCGGUGUGACCUCUUAAAUCUCAUCUCCUUCUGUGACGGAUGAUGGCUUCACUUUGGUGGUGUUCAAGUUCCUUCUCUCUCUCUCUCUCUCUCUCUCUCUCUCUCUCUCUCUAUCUAUCUAUAUAUAUAUAUACAUUUAUGACCAAACUAUGAUCUAUACCCUCUUGAUUCGUCUAAUUUAAUGACACGAGGUUUUAUUUACUUGCUGAAUUAGGAGUGAAGGUUAUCCUCUGCUAAUCAGUUGUUUUUAACGCUUUUCUUGCUUCAAGAAAUAUCUAAAGAGGCCUGAUGAGAUGAGAAUUUCAGUUUCUCUGCCACUUGGGUUAAGUGGUACGGAUUAUUUUCUGCUUCGUCGAUUUUCAACUGUGCUUGAUUAUGUUUCCGUGAAUUCGGCUUCUGCAAAACCUAUAUUUUCUGGGAACUUGGGCACAAGGAAUUGGAAACCAAUUCCGGUACCCCACAGAAAAAUGCCUGAACCUAAAGGCCAAGAUCUUGAUUUUGUCAAUGUUGCGCAUAGCCACCUAAUUCAUUCUGACUGGGAUAAGCUCAGUGAACUUUCUGCCUAUUUGACUCCGUCUAGAGUCAACCACAUUCUGGUGAAGAUCCAGAAGGACCAUGUUCUUUCCUUGGAAUUCUUCAAUUGGGUUAAAACCCAAAACCCCAGUUUUCAGUCCCUUGAAACCCUUUCCAUAAUGCUUCACAUACUCACUAAAAACCGGAAAUUCAAGUCAGCCGAGUCCAUUUUGAGGAUUACCUUUGUGACUGGUCAGUUGGAUUUGCCUGCUAAAUUGUUGGACGCAAUACUUUAUUCUUAUCGACUAUGUGAUUCUUCGCCUCGGGUUUUUGAUUCGUUGUUUAAGUUCUACGCCCAUAAGAAGAAAUUUAGACAUGCCACCGAUACUUUUUCUCAAAUGAAGAUUUUUGGGUUCUUGCCAACUGUUGAGUCAUGCAAUGCAUAUAUAAGCUCACUGCUUGAUUUACACAGGGUAGAUAUUGCUCUCUUGUUCUAUAGAGAAAUGAAGCGAUGCAGGAUAUCACCAAAUGUCUAUACUCUCAAUAUGGUUAUGGAUGCUUACUGUAAAUCUGGGAAACUAGAUAAGGCGCUUGAGGUGUUUGGGGAUAUGGAGAGACUGGGUUUUAGUCCUACUGUUCCAUCAUACAAUACUUUGAUUGCAGGGCACUGUAACAAGGGUCUCCUGGGUUUGGCUAUGAAGCUUAAGAACUCAAUGGGGAACAACGGGUUGCAACCAAAUGUGGUUACUUAUAACACUCUCAUCCAUGGAUUUUGUAAGGAAGGGAAGUUAAACGAAGCAAGCAAAGUUUUCAGUGAGAUGAAAGCAAUUAAUGUGUCUCCAAACACCAUAACUUAUAAUACCCUGAUAAAUGGUUUCAGCCAAGUGGGUUAUUGUGAGAUGGCAAGCAGGCUUUAUGAUGAGAUGGCCAGCAAUGGAGUGAAGGCCGAUAUCUUGACUUACAAUGCGUUGAUUCUGGGACUUUGCAGGGAGGGUAAGACAAAGAAAGCUGCAUAUCUUGUCAGAGAACUUGAUAAGGAGAACUUAGUCCCAAAUGCCUCCACCUUUUCUGCACUUAUCAGUGGGCAAUGUGUAAGGAAAAAUCCCGACCGUGCUUUCCAGCUAUAUAAAAGCAUGACAAGGAGUGGUUGUUACCCAAAUGAUCAUAUAUUAAAUAUGAUGGUUUCUGCCUUCUGUAAGAAUGAGGAUUUUGUAGGAGCAGUCGAAGUCUUGGGGGAAAUUCUCGAUAGAUCAAUAACUCCCGAUUCAGUCAUCCUAUCUGAGCUUUAUAAUGGACUUAAGCAGUCUGGCAAAGAUCAAUUGGCAAUGAAGUUACACAGGGAAAUGGAAGCUAAACACCUCCUGCCAGAAGGCCUUAAUGGGUUAAAAACUAUAUAUUCUGGGGAUGAGAAUAAGAUCAAACAAUUCAAGAUGAGUCACGAGGACUUUAUGCCAGUAAUGGAAUGAAGAAAAAAUUUGCAUGAAGCAUGUAUCAGGCACACAUUAAAGCUGUCAAUCAGUCAUGCUUAAUCACUGGCAUGCAUUUUAGUAAAUGUUUCCGGGAAGCAAUGCUACUUUUCAAUGGAAGAUUUUUCUUACCUAGAGUAUGCCCCGAUGCAAGGAAAAUGGAUUUUUCUCCAAUUGAUCUUAACUGACUUGGGUGCAUGGCAAUUCAAGGGCUUCUGCAGUCUCUGGUUGGCAGCUAUGUUUAAUGAGCUGAUUAGAGCUGAAUCUGCAUCCAAUUGUAGCUGCCUGUUUCUGCCUGUUUAUGCAAAAUUGGUCAAAGAAACAAUCUCAUUGAUAUGAACGCAGAGGCCCUCCAUACAAGGAAAGUCAAUUUUCCUUCUCUAAUUGAUCUAAAUGACUUAGGUGCUUGGCACUUGAAGGGCUCCUGCAGUCUCUGAUUGGCCGUUAUAUUUAAUUGAAAUUAUUACUGUUGAAUCCUCAUCCUUAUGCUUGCAGCCUGUUUAUGCAAAUUUGGCACAAGAGACAACCUUCAUGGUCCCACUGACAGUUUCAGGAUCAAUCUUGGCAUUUUGAUCCUUGCCCAGAUUUCCAUUUCUCUCUCAACUACAUGGAGUAAGAGGAAGAAGGCAAAAGGGAGAGAGGAGGACAAUAAGAGCCCUGGGGAGUCGGAGAACUUUUUCCGAGGACCUGAAGCUUCAUGUUUUCCAUGCAGAGGUACUCUAUAUUGCAGCUGAAGGUCUUAAAAAUUAGUUGAAGUUGCAUUAGGAUUUUAACUUUAGUAGCCUAUUGCGAUAUUGAAAAUUUAAGUUGGGUGAUCAAUAAAUGUUAAUUUCCUCCAAGGUGAAAUGUGGGUUAUUAAAUCUUCAGAUCAAUCAGUGAGCAGAGACAGUUUAUGGCUAUGUUUGGAAUAAAUCCAAAAUUCUUAUGGAAUUCAUUUGCAAAUGUACAUUAAGAAAAUGGUGAAAUUCCUCUAUAACAUGAUUAAAGUUGAAACCA